GGUGGUGUUGAACACAUUGAUCAGCGGUCACUUCUUCAAUUGGCACAUCUGCACGGCCACAAGCACAUCGUGCGUUAUCUCCUGCGCGAUACUAACAAGGAUCUAAAGCCACAAAUCAAGCAUGGUAACAAGGACGACAUUAAUCACGACUAUCUUGAGGACUGGCCUUUGUCCGGAUACUGCUUGACUAACCAGGAGUCGCCCGUUCUUGCACAGAGCAAUCAAGGUUGUCCGGAUGAAACCUUUGAACCGAAACCAAGUGUUCAUCCAUGUCAACUGAUCCAUGACGAUGCCUGUCCUUUACAAGAGCUUAUCUGUUGGCCAGAACAUAUUUCUUUGGAUGCGCUCGAGAGAAGUUUGGCCUGCCAAAUCAUCCUCUAGCCAAAAAACAAAAACAAUUGCAAAAACAAUCGCAAAAAUCAACAAAAAAAUCGCAAAAACCAAGUUAAUCAG
Phycomyces blakesleeanus NRRL 1555(-) is the source of this 453-nucleotide messenger RNA. RefSeq lists its product as hypothetical. The record is from RefSeq and is a predicted model, not a curated record. The annotation marks the transcript as partial. Lineage: Eukaryota; Fungi; Mucoromycota; Mucoromycetes; Mucorales; Phycomycetaceae. The transcript has 2 exons.